AUGCAUGAAAUUAUCACCUUACAGCUAGGUCAGCGGAGCAACUACAUUGCAACCCAUUUCUGGAAUCUGCAGGAGUCAUAUUUCACCUAUGGAGAAAAUGAAGAACCCUUAGUAGACCAUGACGUACAUUUCCGACCUGGGCUGGGAGCAGACGGAACGGAGACCUUUACACCGCGGACAAUAAUCUACGAUCUAAAAGGAGGGUUUGGGACGCUUCGUAAAUACAACACGCUAUAUGAAGUAGAGGAUCCAUCAGGUCAUCCUCAAGGACAAUGGGAAGGUAACGAGGUGGUGCAGAAGCAACCCAGCAUCCCUCUAAAUGAGUACCAGAAGAGUUUGGAAGCUGGACUUCCGACUCUAUCCUUGACCUCUUCAUCAGUACGAUAUUGGUCCGACUUUAACCGGAUAUACUAUCACCCUCGGUCUAUAGUUCAACUCAAUGAGUAUGAGCUCAACUCCUCCUUGAUGCCUUUUGAAGACUGGGCAGUGGGGGAAGAUCUGUUCCGGGACUUAGAUAAGGAGCAUGACCUGCUGGAUCGAGAUGUCCGUCCAUUCGCAGAAGAAUGUGAUCAAAUACGCGCACUUCAAUUAUUCACAGGCUCCGAUGACGCUUGGGGAGGGUUUGCUUCUAAAUAUGUCGACGCUCUCCGAGAUGAAUAUGCCAAGACUGGUAUAUGGGUAUGGGGGGUGGAAGACGGAGCAAGGUUGCCAAGGCAUAAAAAGAUGUCAAAAAUGAUCAACACCGCCCGGACACUAAACUCCAUCGCACCAUUGGCAACAUUAUACUGCCCUAUUAUUGAUGCUCCCCAACAUCUUCCGAAAUACCUCAAUAUUGACCUGCAGUCGGAAUGGUAUAAAUCUGCACUAGUUGCUUCCGCCGUGGAAACCGUGACUCUUCCAGCUCGGCUUCGGACCUACCAAGAUUUCGAAACGUCAUUAAUGGGACACCGCGGAAGAUCACAGACGAUCUUCGAGUUACAAUCCUCGAUCAUUGGCCCAGAUGCUGGCGACAAUAGAACUCCUUGGGCGACUAAGAAAGGCACGACUCAAAAGCCAGACGACGAAGCGAAGUUAGACUUUGACAUCAACUUCACCAUCCCUCAGUCAAUGGCCGAUGACACGGCUAUUUUCACUCAGGUACAAGUCUUCCGCGGAGAAGAACAGCAAACACCUGAGAGUGAAUCGUCGAAAAUUGGCGACAUUGGCCUGAAGCGGAAGAUUCGUCUUUAUGCCUCCAAGCCCGCUGUUGAAAGGUUCUCUUCAAGGUUACGAUUCCCUCUUCCUGAUAGCUACCCGCGCAAUAUGUUCUCCAGUUCCGACGAACAGGUAGGAGUAGAGCUGGUGGCCGCUGUGUCUACCACAUCUAGGCUCGCCGACAAAUUGAAGGACCUGCAGGCCAUUGCGCAUAGAGGAGUAGCGGUGGAGGAACGAGAGAACUUAACGAAUGGUCUUGGGGAACUCGGGGAAUUGUAUGAAAAGGAUUGGAUUGGUGAGUCGGACUCGGGCGACGAUUGA
This is a messenger RNA of Talaromyces stipitatus ATCC 10500, 1515 nucleotides long. Its product is annotated as mtDNA inheritance protein Dml1, putative. The transcript has 5 exons. Gene Ontology annotation, cellular component: cytoplasm. Gene Ontology annotation, biological process: mitochondrion distribution. Lineage: Eukaryota; Fungi; Ascomycota; Eurotiomycetes; Eurotiales; Trichocomaceae. The record is from RefSeq and is a predicted model, not a curated record. Bases 1 to 1515 code for a protein of 504 amino acids.